This is a messenger RNA of Exophiala viscosa, 2283 nucleotides long. Its product is annotated as choline kinase. Gene Ontology annotation, cellular component: cytoplasm. Gene Ontology annotation, molecular function: choline kinase activity; ethanolamine kinase activity. The coding region runs from base 1 to 2283 and encodes 760 amino acids. The transcript is spliced from 2 exons. Gene Ontology annotation, biological process: phosphatidylethanolamine biosynthetic process; phosphatidylcholine biosynthetic process. The record is from RefSeq and is a predicted model, not a curated record. Lineage: Eukaryota; Fungi; Ascomycota; Eurotiomycetes; Chaetothyriales; Herpotrichiellaceae.
AUGACCGGCCGCCCAGCUUGCAAUCGUGGUGGUUCUUCCGCCUCACUGUUUCAACCCAUGUCGUAUCUCAGCCUCGACAAGACCGAGUCCGAGCCAGUGGGAACGCCGACCGAGCCCAAGACUCCGGCGGAUUUACGGACUGUGCUUUCACAAGUCGUCGAUUGGUUUCAGGAAGAGAAAGACAGACGCCGGAAGCAUCGCCAUCAUCGUCGUUAUCUUCACCCACUUCAUCACCGAACACCAAGUCAGCCUACCGAGGACAAAUCUGACGAUGUUCCGGACGACAAUGACGCUGACAUCGCCCUGGACAAGCUUGAACAAAUCCUCUCAGGAUUUGCUUCCUCAUCCCUAGCAUCUUUACCCAAACAAUCGCACAAAUCGUCCAGCUCUCCCGCUCGAAAAGGGUCGAUAGCUAAGAAGUUCAAGCGAGGCUCUGUCGUCCCUGCAUCUUCCGACACGGAGUUCUUCGGGGAUGAUGUACUGGUGCCCAACGUGGAAGCCCACUUGGACAACUCAAAGACCAUGGCUUUCACUGGUGGUGCCGCCGACACGGAAGAUACCGACAACGGAAAGAAGAAAGACUACGAACAUUGGGUCCGUUUCAAGCAGGACAUUGUACGUUUGACACAUACUCUCAAGCUCAAAGGCUGGCGACGAAUCCCUAUCGAUCGAGCUCAAGACAUUGAAGUUGUCCGCUUGAGUGGAGCCCUCACCAAUGCAGUCUACGUGGUUCGGCCGCCGCAGAACAUGUCUGAGUACGAAAAUCCUGCUCCUACUCCUUCUGAUUCCUCAGCCGCACCCGCACCGGUUCCCAAGCGCCGUCCCAUCCAGCUGUUACUACGAAUUUAUGGUCCACAAGUCGAACACCUGAUUGACCGGGAGUCUGAACUCAUGAUACUUCGCCGUCUCGCCCGAAAGAAGAUUGGUCCUAAAAUGCUGGGGUCGUUCGAAAAUGGCCGUUUCGAGGAGUUCUUGCAUGCAAGGACGCUGACCGCCGAAGAUCUGCGUAUGCCCGAAACAUCCAAGCAGAUCGCCAAACGAAUGCGAGAACUUCACGAGGGAAUCGAGCUACUCGAGUCGGAACUCGAGGCUGGUCCUGCCGUGUUCCUGAAUUGGGAUAAAUGGGUUGACCGUGUCGAAAAGGUCAUCAUGUGGCUCGACAAUCAAGUGCAUCUGGCUGAAGCGGAGGCCAACGCCGGUACGCCUCGACGCGGCUCCGUUGUGAACCCAAGGUACAUACGGAGGGGUCUGAUUUGUGGUGUUGCAUGGCCGGUUUUCCGCAAGACGUAUGAAGCAUAUCGCAGACGCCUGAUAUCCGACAGCGGCGGAAUGGAAAAGAUCCGUGACCAACUGGUUUUUGCACACAAUGACACUCAGUAUGGCAAUCUUAUGCGACUUGAACCGUCAGGCACAUCACCCCUGCUUCAACCGGCGAACCAACACAAGCAGCUUGUAGUUAUUGACUUUGAGUAUGCUUCACAAAACAUGGUUGGAAUGGAGUUUGCCAACCAUUUCACAGAAUGGUGCUACAACUAUCACCAUUCCGAGUACAGCCAUGCCUGUGAUACGAGGAGAUAUCCCAGUGAAAGUGAACAAUACCGGUUUGUGCGGGCGUAUGUCAUGCAUCGACCGCAGUUCGCAGCGGCGGCGAGCGCGACGCCGAAGAUGGAGGGGCGGGAAAAGACAAAUAUCAGCGAUUUUAUGCUCGACGCGAGGGCACCACCGGGAGGUUCAGGGACAGGUGCGGAGGUGGACUAUGACUCAGAAGAGAAAGAGCGAGAGAAGGCUCAAGAGGAGGACAUCCAACGCUUGCUGAAAGAGACUAGAGUCUGGAGGGCAGCCAACUCUGCGCAAUGGGUGGCUUGGGGCAUCGUGCAGGCCAAAGUACCCGAGCUGGACGCGCUAGAGAAGAGAAAGAGCAUGAAAGGUCGGGCUGGCGCGGCCGUGGACAAGGCAAAAGAGAUGGCGGGUGCGGCGAGAGAUUUCUACACGCAGCAAAGGGAAAACUAUAACAGACGCCUGCAUCCUUUAUCCGAUCCAAUGAACGAGGAAGAUAAGAGACUGCGAGAGGAGAGCCAGCAGGACAGACCCGAAGGUAGGAUCCAAGAGGAAGCGCAUCGUGAGGGCGAUGAGAAUGUCGCAGUCGCGGAGAAGGGUGAAGGCGACAGUGAGAUUGUUGAGUUCAAUGGUGAAGAUGAAGAGCCGCACGAGGACGAGUCGUCUCUGAGUGUUUACAGAUCAGAUUUUACCAGGUAUCUAGAUACCAUUUCCGUGGCUUCGUAG